Messenger RNA from Saccharomyces eubayanus, 825 nucleotides. RefSeq names its product CDP-diacylglycerol-serine O-phosphatidyltransferase (gene CHO1). The transcript has a single exon. The coding region runs from base 1 to 825 and encodes 274 amino acids. The record is from RefSeq and is a predicted model, not a curated record. Gene Ontology annotation, molecular function: phosphotransferase activity, for other substituted phosphate groups. Gene Ontology annotation, cellular component: membrane. Gene Ontology annotation, biological process: phospholipid biosynthetic process. NCBI's taxonomy places the organism in Eukaryota, Fungi, Ascomycota, Saccharomycetes, Saccharomycetales, Saccharomycetaceae.
AUGGUUGAGUCAGACGAAGAUUUUGCACCUCAAGAAUUCCCACACACAGAAACAGAUGUCAUCAUAGAUGAACGUGACAAUGAGGGGUAUUCCUCCGACGAGUUUAGCGGCACAUUAAGCAGAAGGGCUUCGAGUAUAUUUUCUAUAAACACAGCUCCGUUGGCUCCGCCAAAUGCUACCGACAUACAAAAAUUUACAAGCGACGAACAUCAUUUUAGCAUGAUGAGGAAUUUACAUAUGGCAGAUUAUAUUACUAUGUUAAACGGGUUCUCUGGGUUUUACUCGAUUGUGAGUUGUUUGAGAUUCACACUUACAGGCAAACCUCAUUACGUUCAGCGUGCCCAUUUUUUUAUUUUAUUAGGUAUGUGUUUCGACUUCCUUGACGGGAGGGUGGCACGUCUCAGAAAUAGAUCGUCUCUGAUGGGUCAAGAACUGGACUCAUUGGCCGAUUUAGUCUCCUUUGGUGUGGCUCCAGCCUCUAUUGCGUUCGCCAUUGGUUUCCAAACCACACUUGAUGUCAUGAUUCUGUCAUUCUUCGUUCUAUGUGGUUUGGCGAGACUAGCAAGAUUUAACGUCACCGUCGCCCAGUUGCCUAAGGAUUCUUCCACCGGUAAGUCCAAAUACUUUGAAGGGUUACCAAUGCCAACCACCUUGGCUUUGGUUUUGGGUAUGGCGUAUUUUGUUAGAAACGGGUGGAUUUUUGACAGCAUCCCAUUCGGUAUUUUCAGAGAAGACCAAUUAUUGGAAUUUCACCCAAUAAUUCUGGUAUUCUUUAUUCAUGGGUGUGGUAUGAUUUCAAAGAGCUUAAAGAUUCCUAAGCCAUAG